Molecule: messenger RNA, 2399 nt
Organism: Clarias gariepinus (North African catfish)
Lineage: Eukaryota; Metazoa; Chordata; Actinopteri; Siluriformes; Clariidae
Exons: 17
Coding region: 19-2139 (706 amino acids)
Source: RefSeq, a predicted model, not a curated record
CAAAACGAAACCACAAAGAUGUACAGCCUUGAGAAGAAGCCUAUUUCUGCUCCUCAUGAACCUUUUACCCGCGGCAAACUGGGACAGAGUAUCUUUAAAAAGGAUCCAGAAUUCGAUGCGACUGGCACCAACAUACGGGAUGAUAAUCACUAUAACUGUCUGCAUGAUCCACACCUGAAGUUCUUUUUUAGUCAGCCAGAAAAGAAAAAACACCUGGAGAAAAUGGGGCUUAUUACAGACGAUAACCAAGUGCUGUGCUCGCGGUCUGAGCUCAAGCACUAUGAGAACUACAGAUCGCCUGAUCAGAUCAUCUGCGGAAAGUAUUUGCUUCAUCAACAGACAUCAAAGAAGAAAAUGACGAAGAUGGACAGCUCUAAUAAGAAGGUGGUCUCUGAUGCUCCUCCUGAACGAUUUACCAGAGGCAAACUGGGAAAGAGUAUCUUUAAAAAGAAUCCAGCAUUCGAUGCCACUGCCACCAACAUGCGGCUCAAUAAUCAUUAUAACUGUCUGCAUGAUCCACACCUGAAGUCUUUUUUGAAUCAACCAGAGAGGAAAAGACAGCUGAAGAAAAUGGGGCUCAUCACAGAUGAUAACAAGGUGCUGUGCUCUCGGCCUGAGUUCGAGCAGUAUGAGAACUACAGGUCGGCUGUUCGGAGAAGCUGUGAGAAGUAUUCUCUUCAGGAAAUGAUUUCACAGCAUGAAACCACUAAGACGGAAAAGUAUAAGAAGAAGCCAGUUUCUGCGCCUCCUAACCUUUUCACCCGAGGCAAAAUGGGAAAGAGUAUCUUCAAAAAAAAUCCAGAAUUCGAUGCGACUGGCACCAACAUACAGGACAUUAAUCAGUAUUGCUGUCUGCAGGAUCCACACCUUAGGUCCUUUUUUAGUCAUCCAGAGAAAAAAAAACACCUGGAAAAAAUGGGGCUUAUCACAAUGGAAGAUGAAGUGCUGUGCAUGCGGUCCGAGUUCAGUCAGUAUGAGACCUAUACAUCGCCUGAUCAGAUGAUCUGCCAGAGGUAUUUGCUUCAUCACGAGAUGUCGGAGAACAAAGCGAAGAUGGGCGGCCUUAAGAAGAGGUCACUUUCUGCUCCUGCUAUACUUUUUAGCCGAGGCAAACUGGGAAAGAGUAUCUUUAAAAAGAUUGCAGAAUUUGAUGCGACUGACACCAACAUGCAGUUCAAUAAUCAGUAUACUUGUCUGCAUGAUCCACACCUGAAACCCUUUCUCCAUCAACCAGAGAGGAAAAAACUGCUGAAGAAAAUGGGGCUCAUCACAGACGAUGAACAAGUGCUGUGCUCUCGGCCUGAGUUUGAACAGUAUAAGAGCUACAGAUUGGCUGUUCGGAGAAGCCGCAGGAAGUAUUCUCUUCAAGACAUGGAAUGGCUAAUGCAUAAAGGUAAAAGCAAGAGGACCUUCAAGAAAGGAUACAAGAAAGUUUGUCAUACGAUGGUAGACACUUCUUCAAGUCCUGCAAUGAAGGAAAUUCACAUUUCAGCACUGGAGGUGUUGAACAAGAUUAUAACUGAACUAUCACCACCGAAACUCAUGUUGGAGUGGAACGACCACCAUAGUAUACAUAGCAAAACCCCUCCAAUCUCUGACAUUGAACUCAAGGAGGACCGAGAGGACAGUUUGGACAUGGUGGAGGAAGUAAUCAUUCCGUCAUUGGACACUGAGAGCUUCCCCUCUACCUCACAACCUAGUUUCUUCACUAGCGAUAUUGUGAGAUCUGCUGUGGAGGAGCUCUUAGCAGUAAUCUCUAAGCAAGAGGUAUUGACCUCUCCAAAGGAGGCAUCCAGUGAGUUAGAUUUAUCCCCCGGUACUUCUAAAACAGAGACUCAUGGACCAGAUGGACCUCAAAAUGACCUCUAUCAAACACUACAGGAAAUUCAGACCAAGGCAGAGAAGGGGGAAACAUCUGACUGGACAGAGGCAACAGUAUCACCUGAAAACAUGGAGAUGGUCAUGGACUUAAUCACAGAAAUAAUGACAGUGAGCAAACCUGAAGAUGGCGCUGAUACUUUGAACGAGGUUGAAGACACCCCAGCUGUAGAUGGAAGAGAAAAGAAAGGAAAUCCACUACAGAACUUCUUCAGAAAAAUCUGGCAAAUAAUAAAGCAACUUUUCCACGACGGGAAAUAAUGCAACAAGGUUGGAGCCCAUGUUUAUGUGUUUUGCUCAGGAUGCAGUGAUCGAUUGCUAAUCAGCACCCUUUUGAUCAGAAGACGAAUUAUGUAUUACCCUAGUAUCCGGUGUGACCAAGAUGAUAAUGAGUUCCCUUCUGAGUCUGGUUCCUCUCAAGGUCUAAUACCACAUGAGGGAGUUUUUCCCUGCCACCAUAGACUCUGGCUUGCUCUUUGGGGAUAUAAAUAUACACCCGGAUUUAUAAACAUUCACUAUUA